CUUGACCACCUUUCAACUUUCUCUUUCCUCUUCAUUCACCUCUCUCAACAAAAGGAAGAAGGAAGAAAGAACCAAAGAAAAGAAGACUCGGAUCUUCAACAUAAAUGACCGGUGUUUUCUCCACUGGUUCCUCCAUGACGCUUCGCAUGUGCGCCUUCGCCCUCUCCAACCUUCCUCUGCAGCGCUCCUAGUUUGCCCUGCUUCUUCACCACCUGUCUUUUUCUUCAAACCUUCUCUCCUGAUCUCUUCAUUCUCCUUCCUCUUAAUUCUUCCCCCCUCCUCCUUUAUUUCCCUCUCCUUCAUCUUCUUAUUCUCUGGUCGGUCCUUUCCGUCGAUCUUCUCUCCGGUCCCGCCAUCCCAUAAAUUUUCUCCGUCGCGUUCCCUGCAUCCCUCCUCUCUCCCCCCCCUACUUGCGCCCACCCUGAAAUGGUUCACUCAACGGGGGAAGAACGCGCCGUACACUUGACUCGGGAGGCUAUUGAGCUAGUACAUGCUGGUCAUCGUGAGGCGGCUUCCAGGAAUCUUCGAGAAGCUCUCUCUAUCGCGCCCGAAAACCCAACCGUCCGAGAGGCCCUUCUCAGCAUCCAACAGGAGGAGGACAAUGGCCACCACUUGCUAGACCUCUGUCGGCGGUACACCUCCGGCACGGAUGAGAAUGCCGGCAGGGACGCCGCUCUCUACCUCCGCUCCGAUGGUCUCAAACCCCCAGAGGGCGUCGCCUUGGACUGCGCCAAAUUACUCCUAGCCCAGAAACCCCCCGCGUUGUCGCCCCUGCAGGAUGACAUUGUCUCCGGCCUCGUUCGCCAGAACGCCAGUGUACGGCAGUAUUUCGCAGACCAGCUGCAGGUCUCCGUCACCACCUUCUUCGACGAGAUCUACGACAGAGGCGACGGUGCCGCCGUGUGCCUGGACACGGUUGUGUUGGACCCCGCGGUGUGGCCCUCGGAGGAGACCCGCCUGCACUGCGAGCGCGAGCUGUUCCAGCUGUUCAUCGCGAAGCUCAUGGAGUCCGGGCACGACCUCGAUGGCCGCUCGCUCAAGGGAAUCACGCGACUGCUGGCGGUGGACGCGACCAAACUGCAGGAUCUGGUGGAUGACGAGGGGUUGGACGUCGUGCUGUCGUCCUUGGACCACAGACUCCCUCUAGACCUAAGAAGCCAAGCGACGCUGGCCACCGUCAAGUACCUGGAAGCUGCGGGAAGUGUCGGCGAACAGCGAUUCGCUCAGCUCAUCUCCGCCAAGCUUUCCAAGAACCGGAUCGACGAUCUGAUCGUGGCGUUUUCGGCCAUCGCGGCCGUGUUUCCGGUCGUACCCGACGUUGCGGCCACGCACUUCUUAUCCGAGAGCUUCCUCGCGUGUCUGACGCCGCUGGCCGGACGUACCGCCAAGGCUCGCCGGGUCGAGGUCUCGGUCCUGGAAUUGCUGAAUGCCGCCUGUUUCAACAAGGCGUGUCGCGAGGCCAUCUCCAAGAACUUUGCCGACUGGCUGUCCCACACCUUGACGAAUGGCAACGAUCAGACAUCGGAGCUGGCGGCCGUGGUUUUGGCCAAGAUUCGGACCUCCGAGAAGAACGAUCCGUCGGGGGCAAAUGGCAGAGCGUCGGGUGCUGAUAACAAGGUCCCGGAGCUGGUGGACCGGUUCAAAGGCCUCAUGUCGAAGCGCAAGGGGGACAACGUUCAGAACGUCAUCGAAGGGCUCGCCUUUUCCUCGGUCAAGCCCUCCGUCAAGGAGCAGCUGGCCAAAGACUCGGGCUUUUUGCGGGAUCUAAUCAAGGUUCUGCACGACAACGUCACGGAUUCGUCCGUGCUCUAUGGAGGGCUGAUGAUCCUCUUGAACCUCACGCAGUUCCUCCCCACCCUAUCCGAAGAACAGCAGAAGAUGUCGCAGCUGAAGUCAUACGCCGAGGCCUCCCCCGACGCCGGCGGCCCGGAUCCCUUGGAAAAGGACGAGGCGGUCAUGGCGCGCUGCGGCGCAAUCAUCAACAGCGGGGUUAUGCCUUUGUUUGUGGAUUGCUGCAGGACCAGUCUGCCCUCCAUCCAGGGUCUGAUCAGCAAAAUCAUGCUUGCUCUGUCCCGAGACCGAAAGACCCGGGGCACCUUGGCCCAGCAGGGAGCCGUCAAACUCCUGCUUAAUAUGGGCACGCCCCGGCAGGGAAGCACGGGAUCCAUCUCGAACGAGGCUGUGCAGAACGCAUCACACGCGCUGGCGCGGAUUCUCAUCUCCGUGAACCCGUCGCACGUUUUCCCGGCCUCGGGAUUUCCCCAGGUCACGUCGGCGGUGCGACCCCUGGCAGCUAUGCUGGCAUCCCCAGAGACGACCAGUUUCACAGCCGAUCAACCCCGCGAUCUCCUACCGGUCUUUGAGAGCCUUCUAGCCCUAACGAACCUUGCGUCCUACCCCGACGAGGCGGCGCCUGACGCCAUUGUCCGUCAAGCCUGGCCCAUGGUGGAGGAUCUCCUACUCUCCAGCAGUCCUAUGCUUCAGCGGGCCGCAUGCGAGCUGAUCUGCAACCUGAUGACCUGCGACGCGGGUAUCGUGAAGUACGCCGACGGGACGAAGCGAUCGGCCCAGCGCCUGCAUAUCCUGCUGGCUCUGGCCGACUCGGACGACGUUGCCACCCGGCGGGCCGCAGGCGGUGCUCUCGCCAUGCUGACCGACUUUGACGCCGCCGUGGCAGCGGUGGUGGACCGACCUCGGGGGGUUCAACUGUUACUGGGCCUCUGUCAGGAAGAAGACGAGGGGCUGGUCCAUCGGGGUGUCGCGUGCAUACGCAAUUUGACCUGCGUCGCAUCGGGCGACAUUGGCCAACGGGCGAGGGAAGCCGUGAAGAGCAGUGGGGGUGUUGACAUCCUCACGGCGGUUCUCAAGAAGACCUCGAAUCCCGCCGUACUGCAAAUUGGGGUCGAAGCUCUGAAACCAUUGGUCGAAUAGCUUUUCUCAUGAUACCUCCUUACCCUACCUCUACGGCUGUUUCCUCCUCUUUCCCUACCUAUGCAUCGUUCUUUACUUGGUUCUUUCGCAAUGACCCCUGAUUGAUAUAGCGAUGGUUGUGUUUGUGUUUUACCGGCGUGGGCUAUGGUUAAGCUGAUACGAUACUCCUCCAUCUUCUUUCUUUCUUUCCUCUCUUUCUAUCUUCAUUUUUUAUCUUCUUGUUCAAUCCGUGUUACAGGCGUUAAAUUGUCCUUCGAGAGGCCCGCUUUGUCUUUCUCGUUAUUAUUAGUAUUCAUGCGCUUCGGGAAUGAGCGUUGGGGCGCUUUGAUUUUAAUCUUUGUUAUCGGGACUGCGUGCGCUUUUGCAGGGUUAGCUAGCUAGAUAGAUUUAACGAGGUG
Aspergillus campestris IBT 28561 is the source of this 3329-nucleotide messenger RNA. RefSeq names its product UNC45-central domain-containing protein. NCBI's taxonomy places the organism in Eukaryota, Fungi, Ascomycota, Eurotiomycetes, Eurotiales, Aspergillaceae. The transcript has 2 exons. Gene Ontology annotation, molecular function: protein binding. The record is from RefSeq and is a predicted model, not a curated record. The coding region runs from base 427 to 2931 and encodes 834 amino acids.